UCCUUUUAUAUUCAAAGUGUGUGAUCCGUUCCUCACAGGCACAUUAUCAAAUCCCAUUUUAAUCCCUUGGUUUUAUUACCACUGGAGCCCCCGCAUCUGGCACUGAGGGAUGGAGAACCUUCCGGAUUGUGGUCCAGUUUAAUUCUCUGAAAAAGGCACAUUCUCAAAUCCCAUUUUAAUCCCUUGGUUUUAUUACCACUGGAGCCCCCGCAUCUGGCACUGAGGGAUGGAGAACCUUCCGGAUUGUGGUCCAGUUUAAUUCUCUGAAAAAAGAUCAGUCCCUGUGACUCUUCCCACAUGAGCUACCAGAGGCAUGGAGCUACGGGGACAGCUCUCCAGCGGCUUGUUCUGUGUCAUACUCCUAGCAGCGAUUACCUUUUCAGAGAGUUUUGAAGUCAUCUCCUCCCCAACUGCCACGGGGAUCGUCGGCCAGAAUGUGGUCUUACCCUGCCAGAUCUCCACCAGGACACAGCCAGACAAUAUGGAAGUGCAGUGGAAGAAAAUUAUUCAGACACAUAUAGAGACUGUCUAUGAAUACAGAGCUCAGACAGGCCAGGAUGUGCCAGGGCAGAAAUACCAGGGCCGGACUGUGCUGUUGAAGGAUGGAUUCUCCUCUGGGAAUGUGUCUUUAAAGCUGAAGAACAUCCAACCAGCUGAUAGGGGAACAUACAGCUGCAUUGUGAAGUCUAACGAGUGGAGCGCUGAUACUGCAACCGAGCUUAAAAUUGCAGCUGUUGCCUCCGUGUCCAUUGACGUGCUGGGUCCCCAUGGCCAGGGGAUUGACCUAGCCUGCAGGUCAACAGGGUGGUUCCCCAAACCUGAACUCCUCUGGGUUGCAAAGGGUGGGCAGGAUCUGCAGCCUGUAACCAAAAUGGAGCAGGAUCGUGAACUUCUGUUCAGUGUUCUGAGCCGCGUCACAAUCCCGGGAGAGGAAACUGGAGAAAUCAGUUGUGUUAUGCAAAACAGCCUGCUGAAAACAGAGAAGAAAUCUGUCAUUCUCCUCUCAGGUGAUAUUUUCCCUCAUGAACCACCAUGGCUUGCUGCAUUCUGGGUGUUAUUUACUUUAAACCUUCUUGCAAUUGGUGCCUGUGCAGUUUUCGGAUAUAAAGCAAAGCAGAAGUUUUCUCAGAAAAAAACAGAAGAAGAAGAUAGUUUAGUAAAAAAGGAUGGAGAGAUUAAGACCUUGGAAUCAGAGUGUCAGGAUCUACGGCAAACACUUGGAAGAACAGUCACAGAACUAGAUUUCAGGAGGGUUCGGAGCUACAUGGUUCCCAUCACCCUGGAUCCGAGUUGUGAACACCCUGAACUCAUCAUGUCUGCAGAUGGCAGAACAGUCCAACACAACCCUUCUUCUCUAGAGCUGGCUGCUCCCUCCAGGGCCCUGAUUGUUGUGGGGAAGGAGGGGUUUGUGGCCAGGAGGAAGGAUCAUAGUGGGGAGGAUAGGGUUUGCAGGUGGUACUGGGAGGUGGAGGUGGGGGACAGCCCGGACUGGGAGCUGGGGGUGCUGAGUGAGACUGUGAGGAACAGAGUGAGACAGAAAAGGUUGGAGAGAACCCCUGAGGGGAGGUGCUGGGCUUUGGGGAGAUCAGAGGGGAGGUAUCACCCCAGGGAGGCCGACACUGUGAUCCAGAAGUGGGAUAGGAAGCCGACAGUGGUAGGGGUGUAUCUGGAUCUAAAAGGGAUGACUCUUUCAUUUUAUAGUGUCAGUGAAAUGACCCUUAUUCUGGCGAUUCCUGUGGAAGAUUCUGAGAGAUUGUUCCCAUUCCUCAGCCCUGGUCACGCUGUGGGGAGGGACAAGGGGAAACCCCUCAGCAUCUGCCCCCUCAGCGACUGGGAUUUCUGCCAGAAAUUAGCAGUCACUGGGUCUGUUAGUCAGGGAGCUCCCACAAGCACAACACAGCCCCCUGCCUCUGACAAUGGGGACGGGGCAGGAAACAACACGGGGGCACCUGCAACAGGAAAAACAGCCCCAGCCACUGGACACCACCCUGCUCCUGAAGACCAGGAUGUGGAAGGAAAAAGCACUGGGUCAUCUAAGCUCAAAAAUUUUGCAAAGUACUUCUCCAUCCAGAAAAUUGGAAAGGGGAAUAAAACAGAGCAGGAGCAUCUGUCAGCAAAAAGGGGGAAAGAAAAACCAAACUCCAAGAUCUCAAAAGCCCUCCAGCAGAGCAAAGUGAGUCAGAAAGAGAAAAAGACUCAGAACUUGAAUCCAGGGCAGAUCUCUGGAGAUGACACUCUUCUUCCACAGAUUUCAGAGUCAGGAACUAUGACAGGGGAAUCAGAUCCAAACUCUAACACGCUGGAAAGAACCUUGCCUCAAAUCGAGUCUGGAAAUGGUGACACUUCAGAUAUUUCCUUCCGCUUGAACUCAAAGGAUACCUGCAGCAAUUAGUGAUAAUGAUUUUAAACUCACACUAGUUAAAUAGGAUGGUGUUAACUGGAGGGCACUAUGCUAAUGCUACUGUUAAGGUAAGGAAUUUAAAUACACAGAACUCAGGAAAUGCAGGAGGGAAGGUUCUUACAGUAACACUAACUCUGCUGCUGCUACCCUUAUUCAGUUUGAUACUCAGAGUGAGUGGGUAGUAAAAUGAAGCCCUCACUCUGUAGGACCAGAGUCUGAUAUGUGCAAUAGCACCUUAUUCCAACAUCAGUCCUAUUACUUCAGUGAGACUACUCCUUGAGUAAGGUACUAUGCAGCAUGAAUAGACACCAGACUCAGGCCAGUCGGAAACAGUGUGGCCACCUUCACCUUUUGCACUUCCUGACUUUUGUCCAUUUACAUACCCAGUAAAUAGGACCAACAUUUUCCAAAAAGGGAGAGAAGGUGCAGGGACCACAGCUGCACAUGCUGUUGGGGUGAGUCAAUGCACAUUUGGUGACUUUGAAACCUAAAUAGGUAUGUGCAUGCAAAUAGAUAAUUUACACUUGCAACUGUGAUAAUUGCAGGUGCAAAUGCUAAUGCACAAAUGCACAUUUUACAGGGAAAGUGAGCAUCUACCUUUAGGAAAUUUGCCUAUAACCUUUAAACUUGUAUUUUGUGUUUAAUUUCCCUAUUUAUUACACGUGAAACAAAAAGAAAGAAAACGUCAGUGCUAGGCUGCAUGCAGCUAUGAAACUGGAAAGCCUUUGGUUCUCUGUGUACAGGGGGUAAAUUUUCAAAUGCACCUAGGUGAGUUAGGAUCCUAUUUCCUGUUUCAGAAGUGACUUAGGCACUUGAACUGAUCAUCAAAGGUAUUUAUGCAUUUAACUCACAUUAAAUCAAGUGUAGAGAUACUCUUAGGCACCUAAAAGUCUGUUUUAGGCUACUAAAUCACCUAGGAUCAGAUUUUAAAAAGUAUUUAGGUGCCUAGUUUCCAUUUGAAUAAAAAUCUGACCCUUUUGAAAAAAAUUUCAUUAUACUUUUAAAUGUUUAAGAACACACCUUUACAUACAGAGUCGAGUAGCUGUUUUGUAGAGGGUCGUGGCAGCUAAAAAUGAAGGAGAUGUGCGCAUGCACCUGUGCACAUACACACUGUGUUCUCACAGAGAUAUUACUUUUGUUCUCUCUUCCUGUUGUUUUCCUUAAUCCAAAAUACCCUAGAGGUGUUUGUGUUGUUUUUUGUGCAUGGAAACAUACAAAUUCAGGCAAUGAGGAUGGUAAUGUAAAGCACAAGGAGGAGCUUAGAGAAAAUGAGGAAGCCGUGAAACAGUAUCCAAAAUAGAAACAAAUGACAAAAAGAACUUUGUGGAAAUAUAUAGUUUGCAGGUUAAUGAAGAAGAGGCAAUAUAUGAAAUAUACAUUCAUAGGUUUGGACAGUAUUUUCAUGAAAAUAUUAUCAAAGUGUUCCAAAAACAAUUUUUUAUCUUCAUUAAUGAUCUGGAAGAUGGCGUGGAUUGCACCCUCAGCAAGUUUGCAGAUGACACUAAAUUGGGAGGAGAGG
Messenger RNA from Dermochelys coriacea (leatherback sea turtle), 3920 nucleotides. Its product is annotated as butyrophilin subfamily 3 member A1-like. Bases 314 to 2392 code for a protein of 692 amino acids. The record is from RefSeq and is a predicted model, not a curated record. Gene Ontology annotation, molecular function: protein binding. The transcript has 12 exons. Lineage: Eukaryota; Metazoa; Chordata; Testudines; Dermochelyidae.